Molecule: messenger RNA, 1873 nt
Organism: Danio rerio (zebrafish)
Lineage: Eukaryota; Metazoa; Chordata; Actinopteri; Cypriniformes; Danionidae
Gene: parp12b
Product: poly (ADP-ribose) polymerase family, member 12b
Biological process (GO): animal gross anatomical part developmental process
Cellular component (GO): nucleus; cytoplasm
Molecular function (GO): metal ion binding
Source: RefSeq, marked provisional
ACCGAAUCUUAGCACUACGUUAUUGCAGUUUCCGCUUUCAUUUAUGUAGAAACGAAGACUCAAAAACAUCGAAGUACAGUCAGACUGGAGCCCACCCGAGGCUCUCAUCUCUAUGUCCGAUAUGUCGGACUGCACUCGGGUCAUACAUUAUGCGACCAGCAUAUUAUGCAGCAAUAAAGGCUCCAUGGAAAUGUCCCAGCUGCACCGGAGGGUCUUCCAGCGUUUUGAGAUCAGCGAAGCAGAUUUUUGGUACAUCGUCAAGAAAUGCGCCCGCUUCGUUAUGGUCCAGAGCAGACCCGGAGAGGAGGAUGCAGAAUCAGACUGCACAGUUGUCGCCAAGACAUCUCUGAGACUCUGCAAGAAAUAUUCCAAGAAUGAAUGUUACGAGUGCCAAGACUUGCACCUCUGCAAGUAUUUUGUCUACGGGAACUGCAGAUAUGGAAAAGGAAGGAAGGAGUGUAAAUUCUCUCAUAACAUCCAGUCACAGCAUAACUAUCCCCUGCUGCGCGAGUGUACGCUUCAUGAACUGAACGAGGACGAUCUUUUCCUGCUUCUACUCCAAAACGAUCCCGCCCUGCUGCCAGAGGUGUGUGCUCACUAUAAUAAAGGCACGGGUGUUUUCGGGGCCUGUACCUUUAUGGAGCGCUGCACUAAAGUGCACAUUUGUCAGCACUUUGUGCACGAUACCUGCCUGUUCGGGCCCAAGUGCAAACGGCAACACAGCAUCGACGGGUACAGCCGCAGGAUGCUGGAAGAACGUGGGCUCAGUGGUGACAUCAUCCGUGAACUGCCUUACAUCUACCAGAAUGUGUAUCGGCUGAAUUCGCAACCUCAAAGCAGUGAACUGAUAUCUGAUCAAGGCAUCAAACCGGUCGCUCAGAUGGAGAAGAAUGAAAUCUGUCUCCACUUUAUAAGACGGAAGUGCAAGUUUCAGGACCAGUGCGUUCUUGUCCACUUUAAUCUUCCAUAUAAGUGGGAGCUUUACGAUGGGAAAGGCUGGAGGGAAUUAAGAAAUAUGGAGGACAUAGAGAGAGCUUAUUGUGACCCAAAGAAUGAAUACAGUCCAGGCUCAAGGCCAGUGAAUUUUGUGUCCAUGACCAAGAACGGUGACCCUGUGCGCCGGCUUUCUACAGUCUCCUCAGUCUCCAAACCCGCCCACUAUUUCUUGACAACCCAGUGGAUUUGGUACUACAAAGGAGAUCAUGAAAACUGGAUAGAGUACGGUCAUCCGGAUGACAAGCAACGUGCCACUUCUGUCACAUCCAGAGAGCUGGAGAAAUCUUUUCAAGAGGACAAUAAUGCAGAAGUUACUGUCAUAAAAGGCAAUAGGCAUUACUAUGUCAGUUUCCAAGAUAUGUAUCAGAGGAACCCCAAACACAACACAAAGAGAAGGGUGCGGAGACGACCACGCUUUGUGUCUAUCAGUGAGGUGGAAAGUAAAGCUGCCCAGUGACAGAACAAACACACAACACACUUUAUGCUCACACACCUGAGCACAGACAUUCAAAUUAUGAGUUACUGCAUUCAUUUCUUGCCAUUUAACUCUCACAAACUGUAUGGAUAUAGUAAGGAACGUGCAGUUGCUUUGGGUAUUAGUCAACUAUAUUCCUUCCAUCAUUUUUAACCAUCAGAAAACGUGGCUGCAUCUAUUUCUAUCUUUUAGCUCAAAUGUCUCAUUAUUUUACCCUCCAAUGGACAUAUGUAUAUACUGUGACUUCAGUGUGGUUUUACUGUGGGUUUUUCAUGCCUGGAUUUACCUACAGUGAACGUGGUAUCUUUUUGGGUUGAUGUGGAUCAGCUCAUGAGGUCUUUUUACAAAUCAUGUAUUGGACAAUAAACACAUUUCUUUCCUAUUCUGUUUUCUGUAAAAAAA